Messenger RNA from Coccinella septempunctata (seven-spotted ladybird), 1632 nucleotides. RefSeq names its product beta-1,3-glucan-binding protein 1-like (gene Gnbp2). Gene Ontology annotation, biological process: carbohydrate metabolic process. The transcript has 8 exons. Gene Ontology annotation, molecular function: hydrolase activity, hydrolyzing O-glycosyl compounds; carbohydrate binding. The coding region runs from base 269 to 1591 and encodes 440 amino acids. NCBI's taxonomy places the organism in Eukaryota, Metazoa, Arthropoda, Insecta, Coleoptera, Coccinellidae. The record is from RefSeq and is a predicted model, not a curated record.
UGAAAAGCCACCUUGAGGUCAGCAGACGAACAAAUUCUCGACAAAAACACGUACUUGUUCAUACAAUAGAUUAUCUUGACCCCACGUCCGAUGAUGGCAAGUUCGAUCAGUCAAACCCGAUACGAACAGAAUACUCCAUCUAUUCCUGGAAAUUGACACACACGGAAUUUGAUAAUCCCACCAACAACAAGUAAUCAAACCGUCAAUCGAGGUUUGCCAAGGCAGAAGUGGUAACGAGCUGAGUUCCGGACGUUUAAAUGUCGAAAUCAUGACAAAAAUGCUGAGAUUUGUUUGGAUAUUGAUGCAAUGCUCCUAUGUGCUCAGUGAUUUUGUGUUUCCGGAUGUCAAACUGGAAGCCUUCGACCCUGAAGGAUUCAGGGUCACUGUAGCAGAAAUGAAAGAUAUCAACUCCAUUGGUUUCCAUGCAAAUAAAAACCAGAAAAUCGAUGAUAUUUCACCAGGUGAGAUAAGCACAGAUAUAAUCAGACCUGCCGAUAAUGGUUGGUCGUAUUACAACCCAAAUCUGAAGUUGAAUGUGGGUGACAAAAUUUAUUAUUGGAUGUUUGUGCAACACAAGAAUUUGGGGUACAAGAAACCUGGUCAAUCUUGGACAGUAACUGAACUCAUCCCUUCCAGAGAACUCAAUAAAACGAACUGCAGAAGGAGUUUGACGGAAGCUUUAACACCAACAAUAAUAUGUGAAAAGCAACUGAUUUUUGACGGUUUAUUCUUAGACAAGAAAAUUAACGAGAGAAGUUGGAAAUUGGCCCAUUACAUCCCUUCGUUUCCAGACUACGAAUUUUGUUCUUACCAGAAAAGGGACGACAAUAUUUUCAUUAAGGAUCGUAAUCUAGUCAUCAAACCGAUUGCAGCUACAAGAAUGGAGGAAGUAAGUGGUACCUUGGAUCUGCGAGAAGGUUGUACUAGCCAUUCCGAGAAUGAUUGUAUUGCUUAUGAAGAUAGUGGUUUCAUUCUUCCACCAGUAAGGUCGGCAAAGAUGAAAACCAAUCAGAAUUUCAAAUAUGGAACCGUUGAAAUUAAGGCUAAAUUGCCGGCCGGUGAUUGGCUAUAUCCUGAAAUUUAUUUAGAAUCGAGUAAGAAUAAGAGUAAAAAAAUUUGGAUAGCAUAUGCACGGGGAAACCAGCAUCUUUAUGGUAAUGGUGGCGAUGAUAUAGGGGGCACACUCCUUUUUGGGGGGCCAAGUUUGACGUUCGCCGAACCUGAACGAAGCAAAUAUUUGAGCACCAGUCGAGGUAAAAAACCAUUCGUCGAAGAUUUUCAUGUCUACUCAGUUGUUUGGAAGCCAGAUAAAAUAUCAGUUUAUGUAGAUGAUUUACUGUAUGGAGAAACCAAAGCAGAUGUUGCAUCUAUCUUCGAUGAGCCCAUGCACGUGGUUUUGGGCGUCGGAGUCGGUGGUUUGACAGAUUUCCCGGAUUACUACGUCAGCACAAACAACAAACGUAAGCCGUGGAAAGAUUCAGAUAGGCUCAUCUACAAGAAUUUCUUCAAAGCGAGAGACGACUGGUUGCCAACGUGGACAAGUGAGGGAAGUUGUCUCAAAGUUGAAUAUGUUAAGAUAUUCGCAUUGUGAUAUAGGAAAAAUGUAAAAUUUAUGAAAUAAGUUAGAAAAAU